This is a messenger RNA of Polyodon spathula (Mississippi paddlefish), 3254 nucleotides long. RefSeq names its product apoptosis facilitator Bcl-2-like protein 14. The transcript has 6 exons. The record is from RefSeq and is a predicted model, not a curated record. Lineage: Eukaryota; Metazoa; Chordata; Actinopteri; Acipenseriformes; Polyodontidae. The coding region runs from base 349 to 1530 and encodes 393 amino acids.
CUGCUUCCCUGUGUGGUGUGUGUUUAAUAAUUAGCGGAAGUAUGGUGAGCUUCAGAAACCGAGAGCGACGCUCAUAGUGCUGCGUGUCUGUAGUUUCAGCUUUGUUAUUCGGUGGGGGAUGCGGCAGUGAAUCCGAUCGGUUCAGCGCCACUGCGGGCAGGCUGCGCGCUGCGGGGAGCUUCGGGACAAAGCGUCUCCAACGCCGAGGAUUGAAAGAGCAGGCACGAACGCGCGCCUGUGCAAUUCCAACUUUUGCGUUUGGUUUCGGAAAGCUGUCCCCGGGAUACGGCCGGGUCGCUUCUGUGGCUGCGGGUCUCGUUUUGGCGGGGUUGUUAUUGGAUCCCCAGCAUGGAGCCGGCAGUGGAGACCCUGCAGGGAGCCCCUACCUUGGACCCCCGAUUGCUGUCUCUGGGGCGCAAGGACGCAGAGAGGGUGCUGGAGCUGUACGUGAGGCGCAGUCUGAGUCUGAACGAUGGACCAGGACGAGACAGGAAGCCCAGGGGGAGAGGAGGAGACCGCAGGGGUGCAAAGAACGUGAAGGGCGAAGUGCGAAGGUCAAUCAGCGAACUGGACAGUUUGGGGCCUAGCAGUGAGGUUGGCAAGGAGGUAAAGGUCCCGGUUGAACCAAAGCUUUCUGAGAGCCCAGCCCGCUCUGUCACUCCCCUGGGGAGCUCGACGGAGAAGCCCAAGAAAGCUUCCAAGAAGGGGAAGAAGGCUGUCCUGAAGAGCCUGUUCAGCUUCUUCUGGAAGAAGAGCAGCGAGGAGAAAGAGGACCAGGAGCCAACCUCGGAGGAGAAGCCAGCCUCGGGAUCCACAGAGAGCCAGGGAGCCCCUGCCGGCUGUCUGCCUGUGACCCGGCAGUUCUCGGAGGACCACUACAGCCCCACCACCCCCCGGCCGGCCAAGCCACUCAAACGGAAGAGCACCCUGCGGAAGUCCUUCUCCUUCAAGAGCAGAGGCACGGACGCCCCAAAGAAACCCACUUUCCUGGCUCUUCGUGGCAAUGUGCAUAAGCAAGAAGCUCCCGAGACGCAGCCUCAGUACUCGUACUACGAGCAGGUGUCUGUGGAGAUGGAGCGCAUCGUGAAGGCACAGGAGCCGGUCCUGGAAGAGGUGUCACAAUCUCCUGACCUGGACACUGAUGGGACGAUAUCUGCUGGUGAUCAGCUUCAGAUUGAUCAGAUUGUCUCUUUGCUGCAGAGGGAAGGAGACAUUAUAGAUGAAAAGCUGAAGGAGAGCACGGAUCUGAACUCCUUCUUCCAGGGCAUGACCUACAGCUCCUUCCAGCAGCUGGCUGACCGCUACGUGGAGACCUCAGAGGUCAGGGGUCAGCAGCCGCAGGUGAGCCCCCCCGAGCUGGUCAAGUUUGCCUUCACGCUGGACAUCACUGCCAAGGUGGCGGGCAUCUGUAACCACACAGUGAACCGCAUCAUGGGCUUCGGGAACAAGUACCUGCAGGACCGCUUCACCCAGUUCAGCAACGGCCAGCCACUGAACCUCAUUGACUACCCUAUUGAAAGUCCGGACUGAACAAACCCACACAGCGCUACCCAGCCACGGACAACACUUCAUCAACAAGCUCUUUGGAAAGGUUUCUACAACAACAGAGUGUGUGCUCACCAGGGCAAUGGGAGCAGCCCAGAAAACCCUUCUCUUUUAAUGGAAGGAACUUCACUACUGAACACCAGCCAAGCUUUUAAACCCCCACCAAGAUGGCUGGUUCAUGACUUUUAAACCCCUGACAAGAUGGCUGGUUCAUGACUUUUAAACCCCUGACAAGAUGGCUGGUUCAUGACUUUUAAACCCCUGACAAGAUGGCUGGUUCAUGACUUUUAAACCCCCACCAAGAUGGCUGACUCUUGACUUUUUUAAAAAGUGGCUUAAUGGAUCGUUCUGGUUGGCCUCCACUGAAACUACGGAGAGAAAUAAAACAAAAUGUUUCAAUGUUAACUUUUGCGGACGCUUGUGGAUCACAUCCCAGCGUGCCAAGCACGUGUUCUGGGGUGACGUUACCCACUGCAGCCCCCGACUCUGCUUGUUGUAAUAAAGGCUUUGGGGCGACCCCUCUGGUGUUCACAUUUUCUGAUCCUCUUGGGUCUGGUUUCACUGACCUAGUCUUGGGCUCCCCACUGUAGGUAAACUAGUCUAAGACUGGUGCUAUUCAGGGCCUGUGAAACCAGCCGCUCUUAAAGUAUACCACGAGGAAGUCAUGCUUGAGUCAUUUCACAUUGCACAGCGCUGCUUCAGGCUGACAAUGGUCUCUGUGCAGCCAGGAAUCUGAAAUAAUGCACAUGCACUUUCUUGUCAAGUCUGUGCCCUGAAUUAGGGCUUGGUAAUCUAUGCUUAAAAAAUGAUUUAAACAUUUUUUCAUGUUAAAAGUAGAUUUAGCUUAUUUGUAUAAUAAUAAUAAUAAUAAUAAUGGUGUACAUUUUAAACUAAGAGUUAAAAUUAAGCUGCAGUAAUGUGUUGUAGUUCCACCUCAUUCCACUAGAUGUCGCAGUUUGACUGAUUGAGAAAGGAAGAAAAUAAACUGUUCUGUAUUCUGCUGGCUACAGGCUAUGGAAAUGGAAUAUUGCUUCCCUUUUUAAUGUUGCAGGUUCAGGUAUAAAUUAAAGGGUAAAGCAGGCAUGUCCAUUUCCAGCCCUCCUUGCAGUAUGUACAGGUGUACUGUAGUUGUGUUUGUGACCCCUAGUGGCAGGAAAAGCUAACUGCACAUUUUUUUUAAUGGUCAUAAGAAUUUCUACAUAUGUAAUGAGGGCAUAAGCCUUUAUCAGUGAAUUCUGAUGUUUUUCCAAUGCAUGGAUUCCUGAUGGAUUUCUUGAAAAAGUAUGUGAAUCAAGACUUUAGAAAAGUCGGCUGAACCAUGAAACCUUUUUCCAAAACCAAGAAUACUCACGCGUGCUGUGUCACGCAUGAUGUCGCCUGCACAGGCUGUGUUGACAGUCCAGUUUGCCCCAGUGAUGCCGCUCUUGAGAGAGGACAGUUCAAGCCAUGCCCAGCAUCCCUCGGUGUGUCUUCUCAUCCCUCCACCUCCUCAUCUUGAGCACUGCUGGAAAUUAAAGCACAAAAUACCAGACGUCAAGAAACAAGGGCUGAUUACAAACUGCAAUGAUGUUAAUGCUGAAUGUAUGCAAUCAACUGUGAACUCUUUCAAACAAAUAAUAAUGCAAUGUGAAUUGUGUGUGCUGGCAUACACCAGUCCUGUAACGUGUACAACCUGAUAUUUAAAGUAAAUUAUGAUUUUUUUUGGUAAA